Molecule: messenger RNA, 879 nt
Organism: Pan troglodytes (chimpanzee)
Lineage: Eukaryota; Metazoa; Chordata; Mammalia; Primates; Hominidae
Product: high mobility group protein B1-like
Exons: 4
Coding region: 10-879 (289 amino acids)
Biological process (GO): regulation of transcription by RNA polymerase II
Source: RefSeq, a predicted model, not a curated record
UUUGAAGAUAUGGCAAAGGUGGACAAGUCCCGUUAUAAGAGAGAAAUGAAAACCUAUAUCCCUCCCAAAGGGGAGACAAAAAAGAAGUUCAAGGAUCCCAAUGCGCCCAAGAGGCCUCCUUCGGCCUUCUUCCUGUACUUCUCUGAGUAUGGCCCAAAAAUCAAAGGAGAACGUCCUGGCCUGUCCAUUGGUGAUGCUGCGAAGAAGCUGGGAGAGAUGUGGAAUAACACUGCUGCAGAUGACAAGCAGCCUUAUGAAAAGAGGUCGGCGAAGCUGAAAGAAAAAUACGAAAAGGAUAUUGCUGCAUAUCGAGCUAAAGGAAAGCAUGAUGCAGCAAACAAUGGAGUUGUCAAGGCUGCAAAAAGCAAGAAAAAGAAGGAAGAGGAGGAAAAUGAGGAAGAUGAAGAGGAUGAGGAGGAGAAAGAUGAAGAAGAUGAAGAUGAAGACGAUGAUGAAGAUGAAGAAGAAGAUGGUGAUGAUGAACAAUGCAAAGGAGGGCAGAGACUUGAAUGCGGUAGGCCGCCCUCUGGGCCCUCUCCUGUCUGGGUUGCAGCUGGCGUUUCGUGUCUUGGCAGUAACACUGGCGUCAGGACUGUCACCGGAUGGCCUGUUUUUCAACCGAAUGGCUGCGCGGUGAUGGAUGCGGAUUUACGGCCUCCUUGGCUGCGGCGCGCUGGGCCUGAUUAUCACUACAAACAGGCGUCCGCGGAGGGCGGGGGCGGAGGCCCGCGUCUAGAGGACGCGCUGACACACACCCAUACGCACGACCUGCUGCCCCAGGGCCUGGCUUCCUGCCUCCGCAUGCUCUCUCCCGCCCCUGAAGCCCAACCUUCAAGCCCUGCUGAUGCCCGCCCCUCCGUCCCCGCGUUGGCCUCAUAG